UUUUUAUUGUGUUGUUUUUGUUUUUUUUUUUCUUUUUUUUUCCCCACUCCUCUUCUUUUUCCGCUCCGGGCUGCGCUUUCGCGGAGAGUUCACCGCCCUCCCCCGCCCCGCGCCGCCGGGCUCCGGCCGAGCAUGGAGAAGUACGAGGAGGACAUGGCACUGAAGGCCACCAAGUUCAUGGAGGACCUGUCCCUGUACGAGCCCUGCCCGGAGGGUCCGUACGGCCGGGGCGGCCGCCGGGACCUGGCGCUGCACCCCGACCUGGAGGAGACCAAGCGGGUCAUCGCCGCCCACAUGACGGCGGAGCAGCGGGGCCGGAAGAUGAACGGCACCGCCGCGCCGCCGCCCGCCGAAGGCUUCCCCGCCGCCGCCCCCUGCGGCAAAGCCGCCCCGCUCCGCGCCAACGGCCGCGCCGCCGCCGAGCCGCCCGCGGGCCCGCCGUGCUGCGAGGAGGGGCUGUGCACCCGCUCCGAGGUGGCGCUGCCCUGCUACAGCGGCUUCACCGACAAGGGCAAGCGCUACUCGGCCGAGGGCUACCGCUACGCCGCGGGCAGCGCCUACGAGGGCGGCUACGUGGCCAAGGGCGGCGGGCGGGCUCCCGGCGGCCCGGACGGCAAGUUCGGCGCCGCCAGCCCGCGGGCCAGCCUGGCCGCCGCCUCGCCGGGCCCCGCCGCCGAGCACGGCAAGUUCUCCAGCCCGCGCUCCAGCCUGGGCGGCGCGGUCGCGCUGCCCUACGAGAAGUUCUCCAGCCCCCGCUCCAGCCUGGUGGUGCCCGGGCAGGACAAGUUCGGCAGCCCCCGCGCCAGCCUGGUGCAGUACGACGGAGCCGCCCUCAGCCCCCGCUCCAGCUACGCCAGCACGGCCAGUGACACCAGCAAACACUCCAGCCCCCGCGCCAGCCUCACCGGCUACGACGGCGGCGGCAGCAAGCCCAGCAGCAACCGCACCAGCGGCAUCAGCAUGGGCUACGACCAGCGCCACGCCAGCCCCCGCUCCAGCACCGCCAGCCAGUACUCCUGCACCGCCAGUCCCCGCUCCAGCUACUCGGACUGCAGGUACGGCCCGCCGGGCAGCGCCGAGCCCGAGGGGGCGGCCGGCGCCGGGCUCGCCCUGGCCAGCCCCCGCUCCAGCCUCUGCGGCCCCGAGGGCCGUGGCUCGGCCGGCCCCGCCGUGGUCAGCCCCCGCUCCAGCAUCUCCAGCCAGAGCUCGCGGAGCUCCCGCGGCUCCAUGAGCGCCUACCCCGAGCUGCAGCUGCCGUCGCCCCGCUCGUCCCUGCUGGGGCCCGGCCUGCAGGAGGACGGCGCCGUGCCCGAGCUGGGGGACGUGUACCACCGCAUCCAUGCACAGUCCCCGCCGCGGCACGACCAGCAGCACCCGGCCGGCGCCCCCGAGCCGCCGCCCCCCUACGCCUACAGCCCGACCAAAGGCUCCGCUUCGGCUCCCAAAUUCAAGCUCCCCUACCAGGUGACGCCGUGCCGGGAGAGCGGCCCCAGCCAGGCGGAGAGGCGGCUGGAGGCGCUGACGCUAGAGCUGGAGAAGGAGCUGGAGAUGCACAUGAAGAAGGAGUACUUUGGUAUUUGUAUAAAAUGUGGAAAAGGUGUGUAUGGAGCGAGCCAGGCUUGCCAAGCAAUGGGUAACCUCUAUCAUACCAACUGCUUCACGUGCUGCUCUUGUGGGAGAAGACUACGAGGAAAAGCAUUCUACAAUGUCAAUGGCAAGGUGUACUGUGAAGAAGACUUCCUAUAUUCAGGUUUUCAGCAAACAGCAGACAAGUGCUUUGUUUGUGGACACCUCAUAAUGGAAAUGAUCUUACAGGCCCUUGGAAAGUCCUACCAUCCUGGCUGCUUCCGCUGCGUGGUGUGCAACGAGUGUUUGGAUGGAGUCCCCUUCACUGUAGAUGUGGAAAACAAUAUUUACUGUGUCAAAGACUACCACACGGUUUUUGCACCAAAAUGUGCUUCCUGUAACCAGCCGAUCCUCCCAGCACAGGGCUCCGAGGAGACCAUCCGGGUGGUGUCCAUGGACAAGGAUUACCACGUGGAGUGUUACCACUGCGAGGACUGUGGCUUGCAGCUCAAUGAUGAGGAAGGCCAUCGUUGUUACCCCUUAGAGGGCCACUUGCUCUGCCACAGCUGUCAUAUCAGGCGCCUUAAUAUCAAACUGCCAUCACAUCCACCUCCCAGCUACCCCAUGCAUGUCACAGAACUCUGAAAGACAUUUCCAUGAUCCAUAAGCCGUUUGAAAGAGAAGACAAAAAUGUAAAAAUUACUUUCGUGUUCCUUUAAAGAUGAGGUUCCGGUAAUAACCAUCUAAACGAGCUAUUUAUUUUUUGAAUCAGAGGUGAGGGGUCCUUUUCUGAUCUUGUACAUAUGCAUUCUUUUAUCUAGACAUUUUCACUGAGACACCGGCUACUUGAAUAAAUAAUUCACCACUUAACUGUAACUGUAAAUGGCAGCAUUUCUAAAAACAAUGGUACAAAGGGCUGUUCUGCACUCCCUACUCACUUCCUUCAGUGGAGAUUUCACCCAAGUAAGGAGUGUAGAAUUACUUUCCAAAAGUUAGCACCUUAUCAUAUUGCAGCAAGCAUGAUAAGAUAAAUGCUAGCAUUUUAGCUAGUUUUGUUGAAUUCUGGUCUUAGAGAAUACUUAGAUUCCAGAAGUAGGGAAUAGGCAGCAAGCAGGUGUUUUAGCCAGGGCAGUUUUCAGCGAGGUUAAAGAAGGGUGUUGUGUAAAGAAGUGUCAGGCCAGCUCUCCAUCCUACAGGGUCCCACAGUCAUCCAAAGACUAAUUAUUUAGCCUGUUCAAGAAAUACAGCAAGCAGCUGAUGUAAAACCCAUGGUACAGAGGAUUGUAUCCAAAAGAUUGGCAUGUGCAGGGUCAGCAGUUGCAGCCCUCUGUAACUGCUGGCUGUGUAGCCAUGGCUUCAAAAUGCAUUCCUAUCAACUGGACCAUUUGGCACUUACUAAAGAAUUCAUCUUUCAAACCUGUUUUUUGUUCAGUAGGGUUCUAUGCAAAAGUACACUUGUCUUUAUACUGCUUGUUUUAUCCAAGACUUCAUUUGUUACCAACUGCUUCAUGAUUGUAUGUUGAGACAUUAUUAAAGAGAGGCACGGUGGUUUGGUAUUA
This is a messenger RNA of Sturnus vulgaris (Common starling), 3125 nucleotides long. RefSeq names its product WT1 interacting protein (gene WTIP). Gene Ontology annotation, biological process: negative regulation of hippo signaling; response to hypoxia; cytoskeleton organization. The record is from RefSeq and is a predicted model, not a curated record. NCBI's taxonomy places the organism in Eukaryota, Metazoa, Chordata, Aves, Passeriformes, Sturnidae. Gene Ontology annotation, cellular component: P-body; nucleus; adherens junction. Gene Ontology annotation, molecular function: transcription corepressor activity.